This is a messenger RNA of Tympanuchus pallidicinctus (lesser prairie-chicken), 2266 nucleotides long. It is a transcript of the gene RBMS1, whose product is annotated as RNA binding motif single stranded interacting protein 1. Lineage: Eukaryota; Metazoa; Chordata; Aves; Galliformes; Phasianidae. Bases 260 to 1480 code for a protein of 406 amino acids. Gene Ontology annotation, molecular function: poly(U) RNA binding; mRNA 3'-UTR binding; poly(A) binding. The transcript has 14 exons. Gene Ontology annotation, cellular component: nucleus; cytosol; ribonucleoprotein complex. The record is from RefSeq and is a predicted model, not a curated record.
CGCAGCCGGCCCGCCGCUGCUCGGCCCGGCCGGGCGGGGACUUGGCAGCAACUCGCGGAGGAAGAGAGGGAGAGAGAGAGAGAGACCGAGAGCGCCUGCCCCCGCUGCCCGCUCCGCUGUGGCUUCGGGGCGGAGGAGGAAGGUCCGUGCUCGGCCGAGAAGCAGCAGCCGCCGCCAGCGAGGAGGAGAGACGGAGAGGCGGCCGGAGCCCCCUAAAGUGCCCCCCCAACCCUGCACUGCAGGCUACAUUUCCAGCUUCAUGGGCAAAGUGUGGAAACAGCAGAUGUACCCCCAGUACACCACCUACUACUACCCCCAGUAUCUGCAGGCGAAGCAGUCCAUUGUACCAGCCCACCCAAUGGCUCCUCCUAGUCCCAGCACCACCAGCAGUAAUAACAACAGUAGUAGCAGCAGCAACUCAGGAUGGGAUCAAUUAAGUAAAACAAACCUUUACAUCAGAGCACUGCCUCCAAACACCACUGAUCAGGACCUGGUAAAAUUAUGCCAACCGUAUGGGAAAAUUGUAUCCACGAAGGCUAUUUUGGAUAAGACAACGAACAAGUGCAAAGGUUAUGGCUUUGUUGACUUCGACAGCCCAGCAGCUGCUCAGAAGGCAGUUUCUGCUCUAAAAGCUAGUGGAGUCCAGGCACAAAUGGCAAAGCAACAAGAACAGGAUCCAACGAAUUUAUACAUUUCCAAUUUGCCACUUUCAAUGGACGAGCAGGAGCUUGAGAACAUGCUUAAGCCUUUUGGGCAGGUUAUCUCUACGAGGAUAUUGCGUGACUCGAGUGGGACAAGCCGUGGUGUUGGCUUUGCCAGGAUGGAAUCAACAGAAAAAUGUGAAGCGGUGAUUGCUCAUUUUAAUGGAAAAUUCAUAAAGACACCAGCAGGAGUUUCUGUUCCUGCAGAACCUUUGUUGUGCAAGUUUGCCGAUGGAGGACAGAAAAAGAGGCAGAAUCAGAAUAAAUACAUACAGAAUGGAAGAGCAUGGCACAGAGAAGGCGAGGUGAGACUUGCUGGAAUGACACUCACUUAUGAUCCAACAACAGCUGCUUUACAAAAUGGAUUUUAUCCUUCACCCUACAGUAUUACAGCAAACAGAAUGAUCACUCAAACGUCUAUUACGCCAUAUAUUGCUUCUCCAGUUUCCACAUACCAGGUUCAGAGUCCUUCUUGGAUGCAGCCUCAACCAUAUAUAAUGCAGCACCCGGGUGCUGUACUGACUCCCUCCAUGGACCACACCAUGUCACUACAGCCUGCAUCAAUGAUAAGCCCUUUGACGCAGCAGAUGAGUCAUCUUUCAUUAGGCAGUACUGGAACAUACAUGCCAGCCACAACAGCUAUGCAAGGAGCCUACAUACCCCAGUACACGCAUGUCCAGACAGCAGCGGUUCCUGUUGAGGAAGCCAGUGGUCAACAGCAGGUUACAGUAGAGACGUCCAGUGACCAUUCUCCGUACACGUAUCAACAAAAUAAGUAACUGUGAGCUCUGACUUUUCUGUGUUGCAGAUGCCCGGUGUUGACCCGGCCUGGAGAAGGGUGCAAAGGCUGAAACAAUCAUGGAUUUUACUGAUCAAUUGUGCUUUAGGAAUUAUUGACAGUUUUGCACAGGUUCUUGAAAAUGUUAUUUAUAAUGAAAUCAACUAAAACUAUUUUUGCUAUAAGUUCUAUAAGGUGCAUAAGAAAAACCUUAAAUUCAUCUAGUAGCUGUUCCCAUGAACAGGUUUAUUUUAGUAAAAAAAAAAAAUUUUUAUCAAGUGUUACGACGCAAAAAAAAAAAUUCAAAUUUCUGGGUAUGCACAGAUGACCACGAAGACUAUUCAUGUGCAUGACAGAAUUUGUGUUUUGGUUUAUUUUUAUUUCCUUUCUUUCCUUUUAUUUUUUUUCCUGUUUUGUUUGGUUUUUUUUUUUUUUAAUUUUUAUUUUUUUUUUUAAUUGUAUGAAAUGGGUUUUCUGAAGUUUAAAAUAGUAAAACAUCUAGGAUGAUGUUCUGUGCUUGCAGUGUGUGAGUGUUGCUUUAGUGCAGUGUUGCAGUUAUAGCGUCUGGUCUUUUAGCCUUCUGUUUUUCUUUUAAUGUAGUGUGAAGUGUCUUAUCCUUUUCUAUGAAUUCCAAUUUGCCUUAAAUCUUUCGAUGCUGUAGCUAUUUCAGUAAGUAGUCCAAACUAAUGGUGUAGAAUGCUUUGACCAAAUGAGCUGGUCUAUUAUGCCUUGUAAAACAGCAGCAUAGGGCUUUUAAAGGUAGUCAAUAAAAAUUGCUGAAAAUUUG